Messenger RNA from Trypanosoma theileri, 1887 nucleotides. RefSeq names its product flavoprotein monooxygenase. Gene Ontology annotation, biological process: ubiquinone biosynthetic process. Lineage: Eukaryota; Euglenozoa; Kinetoplastea; Trypanosomatida; Trypanosomatidae. Gene Ontology annotation, molecular function: oxidoreductase activity. The transcript has a single exon. The coding region runs from base 1 to 1887 and encodes 628 amino acids. The record is from RefSeq and is a predicted model, not a curated record. Gene Ontology annotation, cellular component: mitochondrion.
AUGUGGAAACGAUGUUGGCGGUUACUUGGCUCUACAAACCGCUAUACGGAUGGUUCAGGACGUCGUUUGGACUCCUCUGAUAUUCCUAGUGAUUUACAUCUGCAACCCAUCAGCAACCGUGCCUAUCCUGUUCAGGGAGAACAUUGGCAGCCUGUGGUUGCGGAUGAACCUUCACCGCAUAAGGGUAAUGUUAUCAUCUCAGGUGCAGGCGUUGUUGGAAUGACUGUUGCGGCAUUAUUUGCCCUUCGAGGUUGGCAUACAACCGUUAUUGAACAAUACGCAUCCGUAUUAGAACUACCAUCCCAUGGUGGUAGUAUGAAUACAUCAUUGCAGGAUUAUAUUAAAAAUGAAAAAGAAGAAAGAAAUAUAGUGUGGUCUCGUUGGAGUCCUUAUGUGAAUUUACAACACGCUCUGGUUACUCGUCGAGCUAUGGAUGCAUUAGAGGCGUCAGGUCUCCGAAUUAAUGAAUUAAAACAAUGUGGAGUUCCUGUUUUGGGUGUAAUGGAUCACCCUGGGGCAUAUAAUAGUUGGCUUACAUAUGGAUUAACAGAGUUACAUCCAUUCGCUCUAAAAAUGCUUUCAGUGGAUUUAUUGGCUCUUCGUCAAGUGCUUGAACAACAUAUACAUAUAUUGCCUACUGGAAAUUGUCGUAUUUUUCAUGAACAUGUGAUAGAGGCAGUGUAUCCGCUAAAGCAACAACUUGUUGUAAAGCCUAUAAAAGAAAGUCCUAUGUACAAGAAACUAACGCAAGAGGUAAUUGAUGAUGUGCAUGAAAAUAAUAAUAAUAAUAAUAAUAAUAAUAAUAAUAAUAAUAAUAAUAAUAAUAAUAAUAAUAGUGGUGAUGCUGAUGUUAUUGUGGGUAAAGAACUUGAUAGGCAGACUCAUCUUAUGGAAACAAGUCUUACACUUCAUCCUCUUAAAUGGGAAAGGAAGUUUGAAAGUGAGGCGGUUAAUUAUGAUCUUCUUGUAUCUGCAGAAGGGGCAAAUUCACGUUUGCGUGAUCUUAUUGAUGUAGAAGGUUUUGCCGCAGAUAUUGAUUUUGCUCUACGAUGGUUUCUUCUUAAGAGUAAACGACUCAGUCAUUCACAUAUACAUCGCUGGUUACAAAAACGAACAAAACCUGUCUUGCAGUACGAAGUACAAUCACCAUACCAAGUUCCUUUAGCCAUUGCUUUCCCACGAAAAACACUAGAAAGUGAUGAAAAUAAAAAGAGCAAUACUAAUAGUAAUAGUAGUAGUAGUAGUAAUAGUAACAGUUUUGCUCUUAUGGUAUAUGCUCCAAUUGGUGAUCUUAAACGUCUUUCUGAUGAUGAAAUUAUGCGUGAAUUUUGUCCUGAUCUUGCAAAAAGUGAUGAUACAUGUGAAAUAUUUUCCUUUACACAGAACCCUACACCCUAUCCAACUGUUUUCUGUGAAAAUUUAUUUAAUAGCGUAGGUCUUCCUUCUGCUGUUGUGAUUGGUGAUGCAGCUCAUACAUGUAAUCCUUUUUGGCUUCAAGGGUUAGCUAUGGGACUUGAGGAUGGUGUUAAUCUUUUAAAUCAAGUGGAUGCCUACUCUAAACAUUUCUACGAUGCCAUUAAACAAUAUAGUCAAGAGCGUGGUUGUAGUGGAGAUGCAUUGCGAGAAAUAACAGAUCGAUGUUUAUACUAUGAACGGAAGAAACAUGUUAAUCCAUUUGUGCGUUUUCAGAAUAACUAUCAACGUGUAAUGAACGUUAUUUGUCCACGAAUGUUCAAUGAGUACUACUCUGGUGCGUCUGUAAAUCAUGUUUACUCCAGAAGUUUAGAAACCAUGCUUAAUGGUCGAGGAUACACCUCAUACGAGUACGCUGAAAAGCAGCAAGCAAAACAUCGUUCAUUCUUUCAUUUGGGAAGGGUGUAUACAUAG